Molecule: messenger RNA, 1407 nt
Organism: Ostreobium quekettii
Lineage: Eukaryota; Viridiplantae; Chlorophyta; Ulvophyceae; Bryopsidales; Ostreobiaceae
Source: the annotation of a GenBank genome assembly
AUGGCCGCGGAAACAGACCCCGCUCGAGACUCCGUGCUCGACGACUCCGGCGCCGGCGAACCGCCGUCGCCAGAUGCAAACGGCGCGGCAACGAGCAGCCCAUGUUCCUUUCCUGCCAAUGGCGUUGGGGACGGGUCCGUGGGGCGGACCUUUAUGUACAUGUACAACAAAGCAGGGGAGGAUGGGGAUGCGACCACGUCCAGGGAGGGGCCUCACUGCAUUGAUGUUAGCAGCUACGUCACCUGCAAGUGGCGGGAUGGGCUCACGCGAAGGGCGAGGGUCAUCGAGCGGAGGAGGGUGUCCUGGGGGAGCUCAGGCCCCGAGGCCUACGAGUACUACGUCCACUACCUGGAUUUCAAUAGAAGGAUGGACGAAUGGAUCUCAUUUGACCAAAUGGACUUAACAUCGGGAGAAGCAGACUCAGGGGGAGGGGACUCUGAGGGUGGAAGGACGAGGGGCCAGAAGCGUAAAUUUGAAGAGCCAGAACCGGGAACAGAAGCUGACGACCAUGGCUCAUUUGAUCCUACAGCGCUCAAGGAGCAUGAAGAGUUCACAAAAGUGAAAAACGUGGAACGCAUAGAGCUUGGAGAGUUCGAGAUGGACACCUGGUAUUUCUCACCUCUUCCUGAAGAAUAUCGCGAGUGUCAGGUUCUCUUCUAUUGCGAGUUUUCAUUGAAUUUCUUCAAACGUCGAAAUUCCAUGCUCAGGCACCUGAGAAAGGUGAAGACACGGCAUCCUCCAGGGGAUGAGAUCUACCGAAAAGGCAACAUCAGUGUCUUUGAGAUUGAUGGCAGAAAGGAGCAGAUGUAUUGCCAGAACCUGUGCUAUUUGUCCAAGAUGUUCCUGGAUCACAAGACUCUGUACUACGAUGUGGACCUCUUCCUGUUUUAUGUUAUGUGCGAGGUUGAUGAGCGUGGGGCCCACAUUGUGGGAUACUUUUCGAAGGAGAAGCAUUCUGAGGAGGGCUACAACUUGGCGUGCAUCCUGGUGUUGCCACCCUACCAAAGGAAAGGAUAUGGCAAAUUUCUCAUCUCUAUGUCAUAUGAAUUGUCGAAGAUUGAGGGCAAGGUGGGAACACCUGAGCGACCCCUGUCUGAUUUGGGCCUCGUUGCAUACCGAACCUACUGGACACGGGUGCUGCUCAAUGUGAUCAGGGAACUAGACAGCUCAAUAUCCAUCAAGGAGUUGAGUGACAUCACGGCUAUCAAGACCGACGACAUCAUCAGCACACUCCAGUGGCUGAACAUGAUUCAGUACAAGAAGGGACAGCACGUCAUAUGUGCCGCCCCCGACCUUGUUGCUCGGCAUCUGGCAGAAGCAGGCUCCGCUGGCCUGGAGGUCUCUCCGUCGCUCAUAGUUUGGACGCCUUACAUGGCUCACAACGACUUGAUGAACUACAGGUUGUGA